AUGUCCAGAGCAGAGGAGGUGUGCCCAGUGCCUGAGCGGGAGGGGGAGCCUGCAGCGGCCUGUGCUGGGGGCCCUUCUGAAGGCAGCGAAGCAAAGAGCAAAGUGAGCCGCUCCUCCCGGGCUGGGCUGCUCUUCCCUGUGAGCCGCAUAGACAGGCUGCUGCGCAGAGGCCGCUUUGCCAAGCGCAUUGGAGCCGCAGCCCCCAUCUAUCUGGCAGCCGCACUGCAGUGCGUGGCGCAGCACACCGUGGAGGUGGCUGGGAAGAUUUCCAAGGAGAGCAAGAAGCAGCGCAUUUCUCCACGGCACUUGCAGCUGGCUGCGCAAAGCAGCCCUGAGCUCAAGCAGCUCCUGAGAGGUGCACCCAGGCGCCAGGGGAGUGCUGUUCCCCACAGCCAGCCAGUGGCCUCACCUCUGAAUAAGAAGAAGAAGAGGAAGA
This is a messenger RNA of Struthio camelus australis, 436 nucleotides long. NCBI's taxonomy places the organism in Eukaryota, Metazoa, Chordata, Aves, Struthioniformes, Struthionidae. The record is from RefSeq and is a predicted model, not a curated record.